CUGUUUGGAAGGGGAGACUGACGAGAAUAGGAUUACUGCAGACAGACAGAUGGACACACGAGCCAACGGAGACAGACCCACAGACACAAAGGCAGGCACUCAGCAGACAGGCACAUAGGCACGCUGCGGAUGAUCACCCAAGGAGCCACACAAAGACACUGAGGCGCUCAAGAGGCUCAGAUAACACACAGAGAGACAAGCACACACACAGCUAGCUCCCUGCUGGUCAGUUUCACGCUCGCCCCAGACAGCUGUGCUUGCCUCUGUGGUGGGCCUCCCCCUGUCUCCUCCUUCUCAGCAACCUCCAGCUGCGCGAAACUUCCCAUCGGCUGCCCUGGAGGAUCCCAGAAUAGCCACAACAACAUCCUCCUCCUUCCUCCCAGUCCAAAGGCGAGCCGGAGAAAGGGGGAGGAAGAAACAAGGCGGGGGAGCAGGGGUGGGCAAAAAUGGGAAAUGGAAGUUGGAGUUGAUUGGUGCUGCUGAGAGGCUGAUGAUCGCAUCUCAGGGUAGGGAGGGGGAGGAGGAGUGGAGCUGGGGGAAAGCUUGCACACCCGCCCGCCCAACCUCAGUUGCCGCUGGUUCUGCUUUGAUGCAAAGGAAUGAAGAGGGGUUUCCUGAGGGGAGAGCGUGUGGUUGAUCCGAGGUGUGUUUGCUGGUGGCUGCAGACCUGCCGCCCUCUUUCCUCCCCAUGCGGGCGCUUUCCCCCAGAGGCUCUGAGUCCUGGUUGCUCCUACUGCGGGAUGGAGACGCAUGCUUUCUGGCUAGUGCAACUUUUCCUUUUCGCGCUGUGGGAGAAUGAACGGACUGAGGACUACUCUUCCUGUACCUCCAACAAUUACACACAGUUCUCACCAGAGACACUAACAGUUAAUGGUCUAAUGACACUUGGAUUUACAGGUGCACAUCAACAAGUGAUCGUCUGCAAUGAAUCGCUCAUGUUAGAAAAGUUGCCCAGAUGUGGAAAAUCCUUUGAAGAGAUGAUGAAGAAAGUGGACUCUAAAAAAUGGUGCAACCUAACAGAAUUUAUCCCGAUAACCCUUACCUCAGGACCACAGAAAACUUCACAUGUAAGACAAAUUUGGAUAGAAAAGGGAUUAACAAAACAAAGAUAUAAUACAGGACGAUAGACUGGCCUCCUUCGAUUUUAUGUACAACAAAUAUCAGCUACCGCUAUCCCACAGUUCCUUCUUUCAGCAGCUAUGCUCAAAGAUUCAAAUAGGGAUAGGGGACAAUUGGUCUGUUUCAACUCUCUCACCUCUAGAAGAACAUGUUAAGAAACAUGGAAACAAAAGUCGCUUUGUAGGAAUUACUUAUAGGUGGUUUACUGCUUCGCAUUACCCUCCCAAUCUCAGUCUCAAAGAAAAAUCAGAAAGUUAACUUAGCCUUACUAUCACAACAGAAACCUGUGGCGAUAUCCUGCUUAAUGUGAAAUAUACUUCAAAUGCCUUAUUCUUGCGAUUCUUCCAGAACAAGAUAAUAAACAGGUAUUACUGAACACCAGAAUAUUUGUUUAAAGCUAGAUUGGGAACACAUAGUGAAUGCUGGAAAUGCAAAAUGCCCCCAUGCCAACCUUUCAUACAUCCUCUAUACCUGUCAAAAAUGCAUGUGUUCUGGAAUACCGUAUUCAGUGCUCUCUCAACAACAUUGUGUUGCUAUUUUUUCCUUCUUCAACCUUAUGUAUGUUAUGGGUGCUGAAUGAGUUGGUAUUACCAGUUAAAAAAUGGAUUGCAGUAACUAUUUUAGUGGCCCAAAUAGUUAUUUUGAGAAAAUGGAAAUCUGCAAUUCCUACCUCAUACACAGACUGGCUUAGUGAACUCUCUACUACUGCCUUAAUGGAAACAAUGACUCUGUCUAAUAGAAAUGCUUGGGAAAAAUAUGAAGAUGUCAGGUCACACAUGAAACUAUUGCAUGCUUUUUGCAGUUUAGUAUAUAUUAGUCCCCAACACUCAUAGGUUAUGUUCUCACUUAUUUAUCUAUUUAAUCACUUCAACAAUUGAUGGACCUCUACAGGGUCAGAGUUUUGCUUGUUUGUUUUGUUUUUGUUUUUUUCCAGGUUUUACAAAUAAUGAACACUGAAUUUUGUUAUUUAUAUGGUAUUUCAAUCUUGUGCAUGAUUACAUAUGUUUUGUUUCAUUAUGUUGUUUGUAUUUUAUAUAAAAACAAUAUAAAUAAAGUUUAAAAAAGAAGAAAAUGCUAUAUGUAUGCAUUUCUUGUUGGCUGGCAGCUAUGGUAGGAGCAAAGAUACAUUUGUGUACAUGGCAUGUCAUUAGUAACAGUUUCAAUAAUAAUGUGUACCAUAAAAGUGGAAUUUAUAAAAGGUUUUGCUAAAUUAGAAGUCUUUAUUUAGUAGCGGAUAUAAUCAAAUCUCGCUUUAUUACUCUCAGUCAUAGCUACUGGUUCAUCCUGGACUGGAUAUCUCUACGCACAAAUACGUUUGAAAGUUUAUGAAUAAACUGGGUAUUUUCCAAGUCAGUCUUACCUCAGCACAGGUAGUUGUCAUAUUCUCUACUGCUGUCAUUCCCAGAAGUACUCAUGCUAAAGUGG
Messenger RNA from Chrysemys picta bellii (western painted turtle), 2544 nucleotides. It is a transcript of the gene RAMP3, whose product is annotated as receptor activity modifying protein 3. Gene Ontology annotation, biological process: G protein-coupled receptor signaling pathway; protein localization to plasma membrane; intracellular protein transport. The record is from RefSeq and is a predicted model, not a curated record. Lineage: Eukaryota; Metazoa; Chordata; Testudines; Emydidae. Gene Ontology annotation, molecular function: coreceptor activity. Gene Ontology annotation, cellular component: signaling receptor complex; membrane; cell surface.